GUGUCCCAUCCAGAGCUGCUGGAGUGUUAUCAAAUACCUGUUGGACAAGAGCAAAUCACAUUAAAAAGGAGAGAGACUGUUCCUGUAAACAAGACCUUCUUCCAGCAGCAUCCAGCAUGGCCAUGGAACUUGAGCUGAAGAACGUGGAUCUGAAAGUUGGAGAUAAGCUGCAAGUAAAGGGGGAAAUUCUGCAUGAUGCAGAGAGAUUCCAGAUCGACCUGGGCUGCGACUCGGAUGACCUCGCACUCCACUUUAAUCCCCGUUUCUAUGAUGAUGCUGAUGGGUCUGUCCUCGUGUGCAACUCCAAGUCUGCUGGUUUUUGGGGCGAUGAGGAACGGGAAAUGCACAAUCCUCUACAGAGGGGCAGUGACGUAAAGAUUGUGCUGAAACUGUCUGGAGACGUGUUUGAAGUGGAGCUUCCUGAUGGACAGGAAGUCCAGUUUCCUAACCGCACUGGUAUGGACGUCAUCAGCUACAUCAGAAUUACAGGAGACUUCAAACUAACAAGCUUCAAGAUCCGCUAGGAGACAGCUCCUGUAACGCAUGCAUGAUACACUCCAACCUGCAGAUUGUUAUUGUUAGAAAUAUUAAUCGUUAAGAGCUGCAGUUUCCUGUUUAACAUCUGAAAUGUUUCUUUAAUUGAAAUGUCCUGUUGUGAAAAAUAAAUGAUUAAAUUAUGUCACCAAA
Messenger RNA from Melanotaenia boesemani (Boeseman's rainbowfish), 687 nucleotides. Its product is annotated as galectin-2-like. Bases 117 to 524 code for a protein of 135 amino acids. The record is from RefSeq and is a predicted model, not a curated record. Gene Ontology annotation, molecular function: carbohydrate binding. NCBI's taxonomy places the organism in Eukaryota, Metazoa, Chordata, Actinopteri, Atheriniformes, Melanotaeniidae. The transcript is spliced from 5 exons.